Dioszegia hungarica is the source of this 678-nucleotide messenger RNA. RefSeq lists its product as uncharacterized. Lineage: Eukaryota; Fungi; Basidiomycota; Tremellomycetes; Tremellales; Bulleribasidiaceae. The record is from RefSeq and is a predicted model, not a curated record. Bases 1 to 678 code for a protein of 225 amino acids. The transcript has a single exon.
AUGCCCCCUCCCAUCCUCUCCUCCCCGUUUCUGACGCACUCGGUGCUCGAUACUCUCCUCUCGCAGCCCGCUUCCGCACAGGACCGGAUAAAUCUCCUCUCCGCCAAGAUCCACCUAUACGCCAAUGAGCCCACACCAGGCGCAGCCACAGGACAGGCUUCUUCAUCGACACCAUCAUCUAGUCCGACCUCUGCUGCGCCUAGCAGCGUGACUCAGAUUGAUGCGGCCGGAGCGAGAUCAGGCGGACUGGGAAGAGAUGAAAGGCGGAUACCGGAAAUGCGGACCCGGCUGGACUUGGCGGAGGUCCAGUUGAAUGAGGCGAGGCAGACGGGCGAGAGCGGAGGAUAUACCCAGCAGGCGGACGCGGCGCUGCGGAUCGUGCUGGACUGGACGAGGGGAGCGAUGAAGGGGAUAGAGAGGCGGCGGAAGGAGAGAAGCGGAGGGAGAGAGGAGGGAAAUCCGGCGGACGUCAAUAAAUCGGGCUCGCUGUCUCCGGCGGUGGGGCUGGGGGGAGCUACGGAAGAAGAUGCCACUGGCUGGGAAAGCGAGCUGCGGGCGAUGCGAAGAAGAGCGUUGGGGAUGGCGAUACAGGUGGAAGAAGCAUUGGGGCGGACUGGGCGGAUAGUGGGGCUUGGGAAACAGCUGGUGGAGGAGGAGAGCAUGCAAAGCGGGAGCUGA